AUGUCCUCGCAUGCUGAUCGCGGGGCGUCGCAUAACGGCAUCCUCCAUGAAUAUGCUCCUAGACUUGUGGCCUUUGAGUUCACCCCACCAGCAGAGGGGAUCAACAAGACAAACAGCCUUAUCUUCGUGGGCGGACUGACAGAUGGAUUUUGUACUGUCCCCUACGUGGCCAAGCUAGCUAAAGCUCUGGAAAAUACCGAAUGGUCGGUCUUUUCUGUCCUACUCUCAUCUUCCUAUGCUGGAUGGGGAGUCGGAAGCCUUGAUCGCGAUGUAGAAGAACUUGGGCAGUGCGUGCGGUUUAUUCGCGAUCUCAAGGCGUCACGCCAACCUGGUGCUCUGACAACAGCUGCAAAGAUUGCGAUCAUGGGUCAUUCAACCGGAAGCCAGGAUGUGCUCCACUACCUUUAUUCGCCGAAUCCCGUGCCGCACAAGCAGUUUGAUCGUGGCCUUCGGCACAUGGUCCGCCCUGAGCUCGACGGUGCUAUUAUGCAAGCACCUGCCUCUGAUAGAGAAGGUCUACAAGCUAUUAUCGAUUCCUCUGAGCAACCCGAGGAGCUUAAAAAGGUCUACGAUCAGCUUGUGAGCUUUGCGAGUGAGCAACCAUACACACCAGAGAAAAACGACACCAUUCUCCCUAUGAAUCUGACUGCGAAGCUUUCUUAUCCGCCUGACACGCCUCUCAGUGCUCGGAGAUUCUUGAGUCUGGUCAGUCCUCAGAGCCCGGACAACCCAUCUGAUGACGACCUCUUCAGCUCCGACUUGAGUGAUGAGCGUUUGCAAAAGACUUUUGGCAUGGUGGGCACCCAAGGUAUUAUCAAGUCGAAGUUAUUGGUACUGUAUUCGGGUGAAGAUGAGUAUUGCCCGCAUUGGGUGGACAAGGGAAAGCUGUUACAGAGAUGGCAGAAGGCAACCGAAGCAGGAGGCGCCAAGUGGGAUGCGGAAAACAGCGCGGUCAUUCCUGGAGCCAGCCACAAUGUUCAUGACAAGGGUCAGCAGGAGCUCAUUGAUCGAGUUCUACGGUACCUCCAGGCCCUCUGA
Molecule: messenger RNA, 1038 nt
Organism: Penicillium coprophilum
Lineage: Eukaryota; Fungi; Ascomycota; Eurotiomycetes; Eurotiales; Aspergillaceae
Exons: 2
Coding region: 1-1038 (345 amino acids)
Source: RefSeq, a predicted model, not a curated record